Molecule: messenger RNA, 1335 nt
Organism: Drosophila subobscura
Lineage: Eukaryota; Metazoa; Arthropoda; Insecta; Diptera; Drosophilidae
Exons: 2
Coding region: 48-1226 (392 amino acids)
Source: RefSeq, a predicted model, not a curated record
ACGCCAAAAUUGUUAAUUGUAUUGCUAUAAUUGCUAUAAAACCAGCCAUGGAUUUGUGUGAAGACGAUGAUGUGCCCUGCUGCAGUCGCGCCAGGAGUUUGGCGAGCACAGAACACCUAAAAACAUGCCAGGAAGAACUGAAUGUGGCCGUGGGCUAUGGGAGUGGAUUGCCAGAGACCGAUGACGAACGCCCGAAGAACAUGAACGAGCUGCGGAUGCUCGUGAACGACAUUCGCUUCAUGUUGCGCAGCCAAUUGCUGGCCUACGAUGCCAAGCUGCUCAUUUUUGCAACGGCCGCCAGUAGCGGGUGCCCCGACCAGACCCUGGUGCCCGCACCGCCGGCGUUCAAGAACUCCAACACCGACGACGAGGUGUAUGUGUGCCCCAACGAGGGCUGUGACAUGGAACGUCUGUGUAAAGCCGUUCAGGACAACUGGCCAAGCUGCAGCGUCAUGAUGGAUAACCUUUGCUCCGUAGAGUCGAUGGACGACACGUCUGCCGACGACAUAGAGGCUGUUCAUCUGCUCCACUGGGUGCUGGCGGACCCCUCCAGUCCCAUGCUGCGUCGCACCUCAAGAGUUCACUUGCGCAGCCUCUGCAAGCAUCUCGGUGUGGCCCGACCCUCGCAAAUGCCCGUCCAGCUGAUGAGCAUCUGCUACGAGGAUGAGCAGGUCACCCUGCCCGGACUUAGGACUAGUCGGAGCUACGCCUACUUGGGGAUGAACUUCGCCAAGUUGUAUCGCUUCCUGGCCACGGGACACUUGGAUCCUGUGGGACCGGACACCACCACUCGCCUGUACGCCCAGCCCGAGUCUGCCAUGCUCCAGUGCCUGGACCCGCAGCCGGAGCCCAUGCCCCCCUGCUGGAUGCAAUCCCGCUUCGGCACCACACAGCGUGCGCUCGUCAUUUGCGCACUGCCGCCGGAGCUGGAGAAACCAAAAAUUCUAACGGCCGCAAACCAAUUCCUCGAGUACAUUGUCCACGAUCCCACCCGCCUACGCCCUUGCCAUUUGCUCUUUUACGAUGAAGCUUCCGGGGACAAAAUGAUGACAUACUGGCCGGGUCACAUCAUUGAGACGACGCCCCAGCAACGCCGCCGAAGUGCCCCUCGCUGCAGGCCCAUUCGCAAGGUCACCAGCGAAGCUGGUCGCAAGAUCAAGGGUUGGGCUCAGUCAUUCUGGACUGGUGUGGUAUCUGUCAAGCGUUAUGUGGUGGCCUCCUUUUAGUCCUAGCCGUAACUCCUAACAACUCCCAAUAGUUCCUACCAGUAUCAAAAUUGUUCAGAUCUUAGUCUAAAUUUCAAAUGUUUAUAUUGUUUAGCCCGCAGUUCGUUAU